Messenger RNA from Rhinichthys klamathensis goyatoka, 1846 nucleotides. RefSeq names its product alanine aminotransferase 2-like. The coding region runs from base 162 to 1628 and encodes 488 amino acids. Lineage: Eukaryota; Metazoa; Chordata; Actinopteri; Cypriniformes; Leuciscidae. Gene Ontology annotation, biological process: biosynthetic process. The transcript has 13 exons. Gene Ontology annotation, molecular function: pyridoxal phosphate binding; L-alanine:2-oxoglutarate transaminase activity. The record is from RefSeq and is a predicted model, not a curated record.
UGAAAGCAAGGUCUUCACAUUGUGGAGCUGUCAUUCAAACUUUGCACAAGAAGAGAGGGAACAAGAGUGGAUUAAAUAACUGGAAGACAGAGAUUAAGGAGCAAAGGAUAGCAAAUAAGGUCACACCAGAAAGUAUCUGAAGCAUAAUACACGGAGAUAAUAUGACUGAAAACGGCUGUGAGCACCGUGAGAGGGUGCUGACGAUGGACACGAUGAACCCGAACAUUAAACGCGUGGAAUACGCUGUUCGGGGUCCCAUAGUCCAGAGAGCAGUUCAGAUCGAAAGAGAACUCAAGAUGGGUGUAAAUAAGCCAUUCACAGAGGUCAUUAAAGCCAACAUCGGUGACUGCCACGCUAUGGGCCAGAAACCCAUCACCUUCUUCAGACAGGUCUUGGCAAUGUGCUCUUAUCCAGAUCUUCUUGAAGACAGCAAAUUUCCAGAAGAUGCCAAAAGUAGAGCACGCCGCAUUCUCCAAGCUUGUGGUGGAGGAAGUCUCGGGGCUUACAGUACUAGUCAGGGAAUUGAAAUGAUUCGGCAGGACGUCGCUCGCUAUAUUGAACGGCGAGAUGAAGGAAUCGCAUGUGACCCUGACAACAUUUACCUAUCAACAGGAGCCAGUGAUGCGAUCGUGACCAUGCUAAAGUUACUAGUGUCAGGGGAAGGAAUGUCUCGUACGGGAGUGAUGAUAUCAAUCCCUCAGUACCCACUGUACUCCGCUGCUCUGGCUGAGUUGGGUGCUGUGCAAAUCAGUUACUAUUUGGAUGAAGACAACUGCUGGAGUUUGGACAUCAAUGAAUUACGGCGCGCCCUGCAGGAAGCAAAAAAGCACUGCAGCCCUCGAGCACUGUGCAUUAUCAAUCCUGGCAACCCCACAGGUCAAGUGCAAAGUCGGCAGUGCAUUGAAGAUGUGAUCCGAUUUGCUGCGACAGAAAACCUUUUCCUCAUGUCUGACGAGGUCUAUCAGGACAAUGUUUAUGCAGACGGGUGUAAGUUUCACUCCUUUAAGAAGGUACUGUUUGAAAUGGGUCCAGAAUACUCUGAGAAAGUGGAACUAGCUUCGUUUCACUCAACGUCAAAGUGCUACAUGGGAGAGUGUGGUUUUCGUGGUGGUUAUAUGGAGGUGGUAAAUCUAGACCCGGAGGUGAAAGUUCAACUCACUAAGCUGGUGUCUGUGCGGCUGUGUCCUCCGGUGCCUGGUCAGGCUCUUCUAGAUGUGGUGGUCAAUCCACCUCAACCAGAUGAACCCUCAUAUGACACAUUCAUCAAGGAACGCACAGAAACUUUGGCCACACUAGCAGAGAAAGCCAACAUGACGCAAGAGAUCUUGAAUCAAGUCCCAGGAAUAAAGUGUAACCCAGUGCAGGGUGCAAUGUACACUUUCCCACGGAUCCACCUCCCACCAAAAGCCAUCCUGGAGGCCAAGGAGAAGGGACAAUCUCCAGAUAUGUUCUACUGUAUGAAGCUUUUGGAAGAAACAGGCAUCUGUUUGGUUCCUGGCAGCGGCUUUGGACAGCGAGAUGACACCUACCAUUUCAGAAUGACCAUCCUUCCUUCAAAAGAGAAACUGAAGAUAGUGUUGGCCAAGAUUAAGGAGUUUCACCAGCAUUUCACGGACCAAUACUCUUAACCCUUGCCAUCUCAUUUUCUGACAGACUUAACCAAAUCCUCAAUUUCUCACAUAAAGCUACUGCACUUUUGGGAUGUGUUCUAUAGGUAAAUACCUGCAAUGCAAAUUAAGUCCUAUCUCACAGCAUGGACAAUGUGAGGUGAACACGAGCCAUGCUGAGAGGACAGUAUUUUAUCCACCCCGGCUUCUAUAAAUGGCAAUGUCAAAUGUUUUUGGGG